UUUUUCUUUUUCUUUUUCUUUUUUUUUAGCCUCAUGAAUCAUAGUAUACGCGUUUUAGUCUCUUUAUGCUGGUUGAAGUUUUGUUCAUUAACGUUACUAUCAAACGAUUGGUAAUUACACUUGCCCUGACGAUAAUAAUACCUACGGAAUAUAUAUAGCAUCCUAAAAUGAAACUCUACCACUCUAUCUUCCUCUCGCUCCUCCCCUUCCUCCCUACCUACGCAACCGCUGUAGCCCUAAACGCAACAUGCUACUUCCUCGACGGCAGCGUCGCAUCCGCAGAUGUCCCCUGCACCACCGACUCCACCACAAACUGCUGCAACAAGAACGACCUCUGCAUGUCCAACGGCCUCUGCUACAUGCAAGGAUCCCGCGGCAUGGCGUUCUCCCGCGGCAGCUGUACCGAUAGAUCCUGGGGCGCGCGCUGCUUUGCCCCUUGCUCAAAAACGAACAGAAACGACGGAUACCCACUCGUAAACGUAGGAUAUAGUGGCAGGAGCUCGAAAUACUGUUGCGGGGCAGUCGCGUACAAGGACGGGGAGAUCACCUGCGCAGCGGAGGGAGAUCCGUUCAGUAUUGAUUUUGGGACGGCCAUUCCAGGGGUUGCGGGAUUGGCGAAUACGACGAGUACGGAGGGGAAUGCGACGGCGACGGCGACGGCGUGUGAGGAUUCGGGCUCAAACGCGAAGUCGGGCUCGAGUGCGGAAGAGGACGCAGAGAAAACGACUGUGAAAUAUGAUGUGGCGAUUGGGGCCGGGGUGGGUGUGCCGUUGGGGGUGGUUGCGUUGGCGUCGAUUGCGUGGGCUUUGUAUGAGCGGAGGCAGAGACGGGUUGCGGAGAGGGUUGGGAUGGCGGUGUCUGGGAAGGACGAGGGUGGGGAGUAUAUGAAUAUGGGGGUUAUGGGGGCCCAACAGGCGCCGGUUGAGUUGGUGGAUAGUCGGAGGGUGGUUUUAUCGGAGUUGGAUGGUGGGAAUGGGAAGGUGGAGGUGAGGUGAUGGUUGGUUUCUUUGGAACGGGAGAUAUGUUUUAGGGGGGAGUGCAAAUGCCAUGUAGUCUUACUUGUUUUGGGCUGCAACGGAUGAUGUCAGAUAUUUCGAUUGAAUGGAUUGUUUGGCUGUAGGAGUCUUGGGGCUUGAUUUGUGUUGGUGGAGUCUGUAUACGGGAAGUACGAUCUGACUGGCUUGUUCGUCUUUCAUAAUACGAGCACACAAGGCAUGCUGAGUUGGCUGCUUAUGGUCUGG
This is a messenger RNA of Aspergillus alliaceus, 1241 nucleotides long. RefSeq lists its product as uncharacterized. The record is from RefSeq and is a predicted model, not a curated record. Lineage: Eukaryota; Fungi; Ascomycota; Eurotiomycetes; Eurotiales; Aspergillaceae. The transcript is spliced from 2 exons. The coding region runs from base 168 to 995 and encodes 275 amino acids.